GUAGCCUCCGCCUCAUCUCCCAUUUUUACUUUUUAAAAAAAAAAAAAAUCAUUUUUCUUGUUCCAAAUCCUCCCUUCCUGAAUCCAGAUUCCCUUUUAUCCAUCCACCUAUUCGCCAUGAAGAGCUGACGAAUUUGUUUUCUUGAUUGGGGUCCUAGGGUUUCAUCCCUCUUUUCCUAUCUAUGGUUUGUCGCGGAAGAAAUUUUAGGUGAGCCAAGGCUAUGGCGGCGAAUGGGCAGGGGAUAGAGCCUGCCUUGUUGGAUGACAUAAUUAAUCGCUUGCUCGAGUUCCGCAAUGCGCGGACUGUGCGUCAGGUGCAGCUCUCCGAGAAUGAGAUCCGUGCUCUCUGUACCACGUCUCGGGAAAUCUUCCUCUCUCAGCCUAAUCUUCUCGAGCUAGAAGCUCCGAUUAAGAUAUGCGGUGAUAUUCAUGGGCAAUAUGGGGACCUUCUACGGCUAUUCGAAUAUGGGGGAUUUCCACCAGAGGCCAAUUAUUUGUUUUUAGGAGAUUAUGUGGACCGCGGCAAACAGAGUUUAGAAACUAUAUGCCUUCUUCUUGCCUACAAAAUCAAGUAUCCUGAGAAUUUCUUUCUCUUAAGAGGAAAUCAUGAAUGUGCUUCCAUCAAUAGGAUAUAUGGAUUCUAUGAUGAAUGUAAACGUCGAUUCAAUGUUCGACUCUGGAAAGUUUUUACUGAUUGUUUUAACUGCCUUCCUGUGGCAGCUCUUAUAGAUGAUAAAAUACUCUGUAUGCAUGGUGGGCUUUCUCCCGACCUGACAAACUUGGACCAAAUAAGAAAUUUACCUCGUCCGUCUGAUGUCCCAGAUGCUGGUCUGCUUUGUGAUUUACUUUGGUCUGAUCCCAGUAGAGAAAUGAAAGGUUGGGGAAUGAAUGAUAGGGGAGUCUCAUACACAUUUGGUGCUGAUAAGGUCGCUGAAUUUUUGAUGCAGCACGAUAUGGACCUCGUGUGUCGUGCUCACCAGGUUGUAGAAGAUGGAUAUGAAUUUUUCGCCGAUAGGCAGCUAGUUACUAUAUUUUCUGCUCCCAACUAUUGUGGCGAAUUCGACAAUGCUGGUGCCAUGAUGAGUGUUGAUGAGAGUUUGAUGUGCUCUUUUCAGAUUCUGAAACCAACUGAUAGAAAGCGGUUCUUGUAAAAGCUAGUACGAUAACACCUGUCCCAGUUCUCCUUGGCUGCCCAGAGGUUCUCGAUCAUCUGUGUCCCUCAGAAGAAGCCCGCUGCUUAAUCUGUGCAGAAUGUAGAGAUGUGAGCAUUCCAGUGCCAUCCGGGAUGAAUUAGGUGAUCUUGUUCAUCACUGUCCUGAGGUUUUCCGGAAGGACUUAUUUCGUAAGCUCUGUAUUUUUAAUUUUCAUCGACUUUUUUUUAUCUUUAAUUUUCUCUAUACGACUUUAUGAUUUGGCUGUGUAUAUACACUUCUAUAUAUCGCAAUUACAAUUGUAAAUUGUUGCUGGUUUUGUGAAGUUGCACUGGGGCGAUUGAUGUUCUA
Molecule: messenger RNA, 1501 nt
Organism: Salvia hispanica
Lineage: Eukaryota; Viridiplantae; Streptophyta; Magnoliopsida; Lamiales; Lamiaceae
Product: serine/threonine-protein phosphatase PP1 isozyme 2
Cellular component (GO): cytoplasm; nucleus
Molecular function (GO): protein serine/threonine phosphatase activity
Source: RefSeq, a predicted model, not a curated record